Aspergillus thermomutatus is the source of this 297-nucleotide messenger RNA. Its product is annotated as U6 snRNA-associated Sm-like protein LSm8. Gene Ontology annotation, cellular component: U4/U6 x U5 tri-snRNP complex; precatalytic spliceosome; U6 snRNP. Gene Ontology annotation, biological process: mRNA splicing, via spliceosome. The transcript is spliced from 2 exons. Gene Ontology annotation, molecular function: RNA binding. The coding region runs from base 1 to 297 and encodes 98 amino acids. Lineage: Eukaryota; Fungi; Ascomycota; Eurotiomycetes; Eurotiales; Aspergillaceae. The record is from RefSeq and is a predicted model, not a curated record.
AUGUCUCUGCACUCCUACAUCAAUAAAAAGGUCCUCAUUCUCACAGUUGACGGCCGCACCUUACUUGGGACACUCUUGUCGACAGAUCAAUUGACAAAUCUUGUCCUAUUGGACACAAUUGAGAGAAUCAUCCGAACCCCGGAUGACCCCGAACCGAGCUCGCAGAUCGAACACGGUCUAUACUUGAUUCGAGGCGACAAUGUGGUUCUGUGCGGUGAAGUCGAUGAGGCGAUUGAUAAUGAUAUCGACUGGUCGAAGGUGAAAGGUGAGGUUGUCAAGGGCACGAAAAACGCGUGA